Messenger RNA from Echinostoma caproni, 4332 nucleotides. Lineage: Eukaryota; Metazoa; Platyhelminthes; Trematoda; Plagiorchiida; Echinostomatidae. The record is from the annotation of a GenBank genome assembly.
AUGGAUGCAUGCGUGAAUAUGUUCGAUCAUUUGUUGGAGAAAUCUGUGAACUGUCCGUGGUCCACAAAGCCGGCUGUGGACUCGGAUGUAAGCUUUUCGUCCUCCUACUUUGAUGAGGAAACAGCUGCACUACGGGAAGGCAUUCCGAAUCAACCAGAUGAUGAACAAACUUCUGAGUCGUCCACAGACCUCGCCACCUAUUGCACUCCAAUGUCCGUAGACAAUUUGGAUGAACAGGAGACUGAUGCAGUCCUCGGUCCAGCCCCCUCUACCGAUCCGAUGACCGAUCAGUGCGUGGAACCGCUCUCCGUAGAACCAGUGAAUGUGGAUGUACCUGCUGGAUCGAGUGAGAACGUAGCCACUGCUGCGACCUGCGGAUCUUUAGAGCCUCCGGAAAAGCGACGCUCGGCGAGAGUACGACCGGAUGUGGAUUUGACUGAUGGAUUGAAUCGUUAUCGCUCUAGACGCACGUAUUCGUUUACCGGUGAAAGUCGAUCCACCGUCAAAUCUCCGGGACGUGUGCCAACGGUGAAAGAAGUGAAAUCGAAACCGCUGAAUCGGUUCCGAUGCGCAGAACAAUUGCGAGGUCUAUUGCCGACAGUUGUGAGAGACCUGGCUAAAAUAUUGAAUGAAGAGGCCAUCGGUUCAGGCGACAAAUCAUCACAGCCCCCAUCCGCGUCGAAUUCAUCACAUUCGAAAUCUGAGCCUUUGGAAGAGACACACGAUCGAUACUCCUACCUGUGGUCUCCAGAAGCCGUUGCCGAGUUCUUACGGAUGCUGAAUCCUACAAAACCGAACGCGGUCACGUUCGGUAUCGCAGUACUCCUGCAAGUUUCUCAACUCCACGGUGAUAAGUGGCCAUCAAAACUGUGUGAGCUCUAUGUCUCACUGUUCGAACGGUUACGAUGCAGUUUUCCCCGAUGGUUCCUAACACCAUCGGAGUAUCGGGAAACGAGUGAAACCGUGUCAGCCGAGACAGGAGAUCCGUCAGAAGGUGAUUUGUUACCAAUCCAUGUACUAGGUCUUCGGGCCCCACCAAACCUGCCGGUGCUUACUCGAUUCCAUUUAAUCUAUGUGGAACUACGGUUGGAACAACUGGAGUGCAUUCUAUCUCCGAACUCAAUUCCGGUCCCGUUGGAUCAUCAACCGCGGGAUCCACGAAAUCAACCAACCGAGCGUCUGCUAUCAGAGGCUACUGUGAUGAUCCUGAUGGAUGUGCUUUCCCUUCACGACCCGGGUACUGCUGGAUUUCCUAAUGCCCACGCACAUUAUUUAUGGGUGAAUUACUUGCUCGCCUCAAUUAAACAAGACUAUACUGAAAUGGAGGGUUAUCUGACCGUGGCAUGCACAAAUUGUGGUGGAAAUCACGUCGAUCUUGGAGCAACGCCGGAUGGCACGUUUGAAUUCAUCCGGGCGACCGAUCGAGCGUUUAAGAUCAAACUAUUCAGUUAUCUAAUGGAAGCAACUCCUCUGAGUAGGUUUGACUAUCGUGUCCCCGUUGGGGGCAUCUUCUUUGGUCUCCAUCAUCUAGUCAACUCUCACCCGUGGCUCCACGAAGCUGAGCUUCAGUACGGUACUUGUGGUCACGUGCGUGACGCGGAUCUGCUCUCCUUAUUGGAGUGUUCUUUGGAACACCUCAUCGAGCAGGCGACAUUCGUGACUAGCACAACGGAGACGCAUGCAAAGCUGAUUACAGCUCCGGAAGAAUCUGCUCCCAGCCAACCCGUAGACAAGUUAUCUUCAAGCAUUCAGCCACGUCUGGGCUACAGAGCUUCCGUCGUGUUGCUGGAAAGUGCUCUAUGGUUGACCACAAAUCAAACGGAAAUUGAUCAGUGGGCGGAAUCAAGCCGGGGUCAAAGAAACCAGUCGAACACAGUUGAUGUACAACUAAAAAGUUUAGCCAAUUCGGCAUUUAAUUUACUUGCCAAAUUUUGGGAUUUGUUGGCUAAUGAAUACUCAGCCUAUUCAGCAAUCCCAUCUCCGACACCAACAACAACGACACCCAAAGCAAUGCAAACUCAAAAAGACCAACUGGUGCUAAUAAACAAGUCACCUAUUCGAUUCUGUAUUCUUCCUGAGGAAAUAGAUGGAGAGGUGGAGACGCUAUCGACAGAUGAACCACCUUGUGUAGAAUGUCUUCCGUCAGUCGGAGAAGCAUGUCUCGCAGUAUGUGCUUGUCUGGAAUGGAUUGCGGUCCGCGUGGAGGCCACCGCACCCGAAUCUGCGGAGAUCGCGGAACUCCUGGCACCCCGGUUUAUCACGGUAAUCUUCGAACACUUGACUUGUAUUGAACAAUCAAUUCCAGUUUCUGCAUUACCUGAUGCGUUACGCGCGUAUUAUGAAACUUCUCAAGGUUGGCUGGAUCAACUUCCAGAUAAUUUGCUACUGGCUCUGUACACCGGUCGUUCAGCCGCUCCACCUAGUUUAGCUUGGCUUCAUUGGUGCCACGAGUUACUGUCCUCCCGUCAAAGUCCCAAGAAUGAUACGGGUACAUAUUGCCGCCAGCGAAAGGAUCUCCUAGCCCUACUGCGCCAACUGGUUUGGAGGACGGCGUGUGUUUUGACCUCAGUCACAUCCCUGGUGCGAGAAAAAGCGGCAUUGAUUGUACUGAAUCAAUCAGUGUCCACGGAAUCCACCCACUCGGACAAUUCACUCGCUUCCUCUUCCACGGCUGGUUCGCCAUCCACCCCGGUACGACCAUUCGGUUCGGAAGAGGAGUUCGUUCAACUGCCUCCGUGCACUGGUGAUGAUGAUACUGUGGCCUGUGUGGAAGACCUUAUUCGGUCCAGUUUUCAGCCUUGGCCGGCGGAUUGUGUAUCACUGAAUCAUAUAUUAGCUCAGGCAAUCCUUUGCCUUGUGCCAUGCUCUCUGUUUCGUCAAUUGGAUGCAUCUGCUGUCCGCUCCGGUGGAUCACACCGUUGGAACUUGCAUACCUCUGUUACGAACAUACUUAGCAACCGUCCAGACGCUCCGGGAUCCGAGAAUGAAGGUGGUCCACCAUCCGCUGGUGCGCUAUAUUCUGAGGAAUAUGGCCCGGCUGACUCAGACGACAGUGUUUGUAUCACUCCAUUGUGGAUUCAACAAGUCAACAAAUUGCUCACUGAUCGGCAUUGGUGCUCCCACACUGCCCCCGCUUGUUUCGCUCACUCUGUAUGGUGGUCUUCACAAGUGAAUUCGAUACCGAAAGAAGUUCAGCUUCUCGAUUGGAAUUGUAUGCAGACCGUGUUUGAAUUCUGCUAUCCAACUCGCAUCCCGGAAUACGAUAGUAUCAAAACACUAUCCAUAUCGAACGAGUUGCUAAGUCUGCUGCAAGCUGCGGUCGAGCUUAUACCACCUGCGGAAGACGCUCGCAUGUUGAGUGCUGCGCAAGUCGAACAAAUGAUGCAGUCCAAAGCGAAAACGGCAGCCGAGUUGCCAGAGGAACCGUUGGGUCUCAGACUGGCGAUAAAGUACUAUCUGGAAGACUUGCGUGCCUGUCCCCGUCGAAGUAGUACUUGGGCCGCGUUAGGUCUGAUUUACUAUAGCGAUUUGGAGCAGAUUAUUAACUUGGCGUCCACUCGCAGCUUCCCGGACGUGCAUUUGAACAUCUGUCGGAAGUGGCGUUCCAGCAUGUUACAACUGGCUCGUCACUGUUAUGAACAAGUAAUGGCUAUGCAAGGGGCGAGCGCCAUCUCAAAGGCAUCGUCCAGUGCCGCGGUCGACACGCACGAUGAUACGGGAGUUAGUCAGUCGGUGGAUCCGUCUAUCCAUCCGGAAGAGGGAGCAAAACAGGCAAAAGACGAGGAAUGGUUGUGUCGCUAUAUGCUGGCUAAAUGUUCUGAAAAGGAGGCGCACCUGGUCGUUCAGGACUGUGAUAAUGUAGUCGGCAUCGCACCGUAUUUGUUGUCAAUUUUAGACCAGUAUCAUCAAGCACUCCAAGCUCUUGAUGCAGCCGGAGCAAAGUAUCCGAAAAAAGUGAUUGUUUAUCACAAAUUACCGUUUCGUGCAGUGGAGGCUAUCGAGGUAUACUAUCGCAUUCACGCACUGACGCUCAAAACUCUAUUGUCCUACGGUCUUCCGGAUCCCGAUACCCUUAAACCAUAUUCAGAUCAAAUCCCAUUAGUAGACCUUCGGGAAUUCCUCAUCACAAUCCAGUCUUCCGAAUUCGUGGCUAGUUGUGGUAAACCACGGCAAUUUCUUCAAGUGACGGGUUCAAAUCCAGCUCUUGUGGAGGCGUUGAUCAAAAAGCGGUUAAGCAAACCUGGAUUUGUUGCCAUAUGCAUGACCAUGUCCAUUUCGGCUUUUAUGUUGGAUCGCCCAUAUUCUAUCAAAGACAAAAAGAACCGACAGUAG